CCUCUUUCACUAAUCAUCCGAAGCUAACUCCAAAACCCUCUCCUAGUCGUUAAAACCCUCUCUCUCUAGGGUUUGGGUUCGCCGCUCCCCCUUUUCUCCUCUCCGGUACAUAUCAGUUGUUUAUUGGGUUAGCAGUUUGUUAAGAAUGGCUCACCAGGGAGGUAGCAUCAAGUCCACUGCCAUAAAUGGCAUAAAGAUGUAUUCUAUGUCAGGCCAACGUUCUACGCCAACAUGGCUUCCUCCCAAGAAGAUGAAAGCCCUUCGAAAAGAUAAAGACUAUAUGCAAAGGGUGGACUUGAUCCAGGAUUUGAGGUUUGAGACUGCUGCAACCAAGAUUAAGGCAACACCUGAUGGGGAGUUCAUCAUUGCAUCAGGCAUUUACCCUCCACAAGUUAAAGUGUAUGAGUUAAGGGAACUUUCGUUGAAGUUUGAAAGGCACUUGGUUUCAGAAAUUGUUGAUUUUCAGGUACUGACUGAUGAUUAUUCCAAAAUUGCAUUUCUCUGUGCUGACCGUUCUGUUUGCCUACAUGCAAAACAAGGAAGUUACUACAGCUUACGCAUUCCAAGGAUGGGAAGGGAUAUUGCAUAUGAUUGCUGGUCUUGUGACUUGCUCUGCGCUGCCUCUUCUCCUGAUGUGUACAGAAUUAAUUUGGAUGAGGGGCGUUUUCUUUCCUCACUCAGUACUCAAUCACCAGCAAUAAAUGUAGUUUCCCGCAGCAUGCUUCAUGGGCUGGUUGCUUGUGGUGGUGAGGAUGGGACUGUAGAAUGCUUUGACCCAAGGAUGAAAUCUUCAGUGGGGAGAAUUAAUGCUGUUACAGGUAGUGGUGAUGCUGAUCAGGAGGUCACGGCAUUACAAUUUGAUGAUUAUGGGGGUUUCCUCAUGGCAGUUGGAAGCAGUGCUGGAAAGGUAUUGAUCUAUGACUUGCGUUCUUCUCAUCCUGUUCGAGUUAAGGAUCACAUGUAUGGAAGCCCAAUAUUGGACAUUAAGUGGCACCAGACUCUUAACUCCGCAAGGCCAAAAAUGAUCACUGCAGAUAAUCAUAUAGUUAGAAUUUGGGAUCCUGAGAUGGGCGACAGCAUGACCAGCAUAGAACCAACUGCAGGAACUAUUAACGAUGUGUGUGUUUUUGGUCAGAGUGGGUUGAUGCUGUUGGCUCUAGACUGCAGCCAAAUACCAUCAUACUUCAUACCUGCUCUAGGGCCUGCUCCAAAAUGGUGCUCAUACCUGGAAAACUUAACGGAAGAACUGGAGGAGGGUGCACAGACAACCAUAUAUGAUGAUUUCAAAUUUUUGACGAAAGAAGACAUUGAACGAUUGAAUUUGACGCAUUUGAUCGGCACUGAUAAACUAAAGGCCUCCAUGCAUGGUUUCUUUGUCGAUUAUCGGUUGUAUAAAAAGGCACAAGCUUGGGUAGAUCCAUUUGCAUAUGAUGCUUAUAUAGAGAAGCGGAAGCAAGAGAAGUUGGAGACAGAACGUGCCUCUCGCAUUACGAUCAAGAGGAAAUUACCUAAAGUAAACAGGGUUCUUGCUGCUCGUCUGCUUGAAGAUGAAGAAGCUAAAGAAGGCGUAUUGGAAAAUAAUGAUGAUACUGCAACAAAGAAGAAAUCAUCCAAGAAAAGGAAAGGACUAGGCAGUGAGUUGCUGAAAGAUGAACGAUUUUCUAUGAUGUUUGAGAAUAAGGACUUCGAAGUGGAUGAAUUAUCCCCCGAAUUUCUUGCUCUACAUCCCGUUGCUUCAAAAAAGAAUCCCUCAUUGAUCGAAGAACAUUUCGAGCCAGUUCUGCAGAAUGAAGAAGAGCAGGGGAUUAGUGACUCUGAUGCCUCAAUGGCACCCCAAUCAUCAGAUGAUGAGUCUGACAAGGAAGCAAAUAGAGUUAAAAAGAAGGUUGCAAGGGUUCCAAGGCUAUAUGAAGUGAAGGAUGAGAGGCAUGCAGAAGCGUUUUCUAGGAAUGUUUCCCUUGCAAAUGAGGAUGCUCUCCCGCUGGGAGAGAGGAUGGCUGCUCUUGGAGAGCAGCAAACUUCUGGCAUUCCUGGUGAUGUGAAGCUGGGACCGGGCGGUUCACGCGAGAUCUCCUUUGUCUCCCGAAGCUCAGCCAAGUACAAGUCUGAAAAGGAGGAGCGCCGAGAAGGGAAGAGAAGGGGUAUCCAAUCCUUAGGCCUGAAGCCAGAUAGAUCCAAUUUCCGACAAAGAGGGAAUGGCAGAAGGGGCCGGCGGUGAAACCACAUCAAUGUACAAUGGGUUAUAUCUGUCUGAUAUAUGGUUUUUGCAUUAUCAGUUACAGAGAGAGGCUGAAUGGAGAGAGCCAGAAAAUAGAACAGAUGGCACUUUGGCAUUUCAGCUUUGAAAAAUCAAAAUUCAAGAAUGUUGGUUAGUUUAUUUAUGGAGCAGAGCAAUUUUGAAGGGGUCUUUUAGUUAUUAUUGUGGGAUCACUAGCACUGUACAGCAAGAUUCUGAAAACUAGGCAGCCAUUGUUUGACUAGCAGAUUAAUGUAGCCUGUGCAUGUACCCACACACUAGGGCUGUUAAACGAGUUGUGUUCAGCAGGCAUGCUUAUCUUUGUAUCAUUUCUUGAAAUUUGUUUCUUUAGGAGAGGGUAUUUGGUGUUUAUUUUUGGCUCUUGGAUGUUGAGUUGUCCACAAGAACUUACUCAUUGCAGAGGUUUCAUUAGAUUUUGUUAAAAUGCAACUAGAGCAGAAAUCUGCAGAGCAUAGCUCAUUGAGCCU
Messenger RNA from Magnolia sinica, 2724 nucleotides. RefSeq lists its product as uncharacterized. Gene Ontology annotation, molecular function: protein binding. Gene Ontology annotation, biological process: maturation of SSU-rRNA from tricistronic rRNA transcript (SSU-rRNA, 5.8S rRNA, LSU-rRNA). The record is from RefSeq and is a predicted model, not a curated record. The transcript has 17 exons. Gene Ontology annotation, cellular component: nucleus; 90S preribosome; small-subunit processome. NCBI's taxonomy places the organism in Eukaryota, Viridiplantae, Streptophyta, Magnoliopsida, Magnoliales, Magnoliaceae. The coding region runs from base 146 to 2218 and encodes 690 amino acids.